GUCAGGCUGUGGGCAGGUGCGGGGCAGAGGAGACAGACCCACAACCCACAGAAACAGCAGGACGACAGGCGACCUGACUGUCUUUCGCUCAAUUAUUAAUUAAUUAUCUGUGACUUAAGCCUGUCAGCGGAUUUUAACGAUGCCCAGCUGCAUUGGACUGCACUAACGUUAUACCAUCCCGGGCUCGGACACAUUCAACAGCGCAACCAUGCCGUCUCUGCGACACUCGUACACGGUGACUUUACCGGAGGAGACACCGGCCGCUUUCCCCAUAGACAAACCCGAGCUGCGGCGAAAGAGUCCUUCGUUGUCCCGGUCCAAGCUGGUGUCCACAUUCAUGGGUCUAAUCAUCAACCAGGCCAAGAACAAGAGUCCUCAAGGCCUGGUGGGACUGAGGAACCUGGGCAACACGUGUUUCAUGAACUCCAUCCUUCAAUGUCUGAGUAACACUAGCGAGCUGAGAGAUUACUGCCUUAGAAACAUCCAUCGAACAGACCUCAACAACAAUUGCACGGCCAACGCUGCUCUCAUGGAAGAGUUUGCAAAGCUGACUCAGAGCCUGUGGACUUCUGUGGACAACGAGGCCAUCAGUCCCUCUGAUUUCAGGAGCCAGAUCCAGAGAUAUGCUCCCAAAUUUGUGGGCUGCAAUCAGCAGGACGCCCAGGAGUUUCUGCGUUUCCUAUUGGACGGUCUCCAUAAUGAGGUGAACAGAGUGACAGUACGCCCUAAGAUGUCCAUUGAAGACUUUGACCACCUUUCGGAUGAUGAAAAGGGCAAGUGGAUGUGGAACAUGUACUUGGAGAGAGAGGACAGCAAAGUAGUGGAUCUGUUUGUUGGACAGCUGAAGAGCUCUGUGACCUGCACCGUCUGUGGCUUCCGCUCCACCGUGUUUGAUCCAUUCUGGGACCUAUCCAUACCAGUCGCACAGAGGAGCUCAGGUGAAGUGACUCUCAAAGACUGCUUGAGGCUCUUCACAAAAGAAGAUGUGUUGGACGGGGAAGAGAGACCGACUUGCAACAGAUGCAAAACCAGAAGAAAAUGCACCAAAAGAUUCAGCAUUCAGAAGUUCCCUCAGAUCCUCGUGAUUCACCUGAAGCGUUUCUCAGACUCUAACAUCCGAACCAGCAAACUCUCCACGUAUGUCAACUUCCCUCUCAAAGAGCUGGACCUGCGGGAGUUUGCCUCCGACAGCAGCGAGCGGGCUGUGUAUAACCUGUAUGCAGUAUCCAACCACUCGGGAAAUGCUCUGGGAGGCCAUUACACAUCCUACUGCAAGAACUCUGCCCUGGGGGAGUGGUACAGCUACAACGACUCCAGGGUGAGCCCAGUGUCGUCCAGCCAGGUUCGCAGCAGCAACGCCUACGUCCUGUUCUACGAGCUGGCCCCCUCCCCAAACAGCAAAUACCAGACGUGCCGCCUGUAGACGCUGUGGAGGAGUUGAGAAGCUGCACUGAACGAGGCCUGAAAAUGGAGUCAGACACUGCCUGCUGGGAGAGAGCUCCGCCUAGUGGAGAGAGUCCUGCCAUUACAGACUGUGAUGGAGCGCAAAGACAUGUUGCUGAGCGGAGACAACGCCCUCUGACCGUCUGUGUUUUUGAGGGAAAAGCGUGAAUGUGAAAGCACAUUCAAAGUUCAGGAUGGCAAGCGGAGCUCAUAAGUUGCGUGGAACUGAAGUGACCCUGGGAAAAUACUACUUACAUUGUCAAAAAAGUGUAGAUAUUCAGGUCAAGGCACAGCUUUGAGUCAAACUUUAAAACGUCCUUUUGGAGUAUGAGAAGACCCUCUUCAUGGUGCACAUGCAACCGUUGAUUCACUCCAAAAAAGACAUUUUAACGCUGUGCCUGGACCUGAAUCUACACCCACUCGAGUGGAUUAUUUUUUUUUUUUUAUGCACUUUGAACAUGGACUUAUGGACUUAUAUUAUUAUUGUUAAAUUAUUAUGUGACGACAUUGCAGAGACUUGAAAAAUGCCUCACACAGAAACUGAAAGAUAUAAUUUAUUCUAUUUAACAUAAAGCGAGUAACUGAAAGUGCAUACUGUAAAUGUCAUUGAACAAAGCCUUAUGGUUUCCUCUAAAAACAGUGGAAAUCCUCUAUGGAGAGAAGAUGUUUUAUGUCAAAGCACAUAUUAUUUUUGUACAGUAUUUAUGGACAGCACAGUGAAUGUAACUGUUCUGUGGGAAAGCCAGACAUACCAAAGCCGCUGUAUAAAAAUGCAUCUACAAUACUUCCAGCAAUUAUGUUGCAAACUUUACAUAUAAGUCACUUCUGAGUCUAUGAAUGAUUAAAAUUCAGUGUUAACUUA
Messenger RNA from Etheostoma spectabile (orangethroat darter), 2305 nucleotides. Its product is annotated as ubiquitin carboxyl-terminal hydrolase 2. The record is from RefSeq and is a predicted model, not a curated record. The coding region runs from base 209 to 1423 and encodes 404 amino acids. Gene Ontology annotation, molecular function: cysteine-type deubiquitinase activity. The transcript has 12 exons. Gene Ontology annotation, biological process: protein deubiquitination. NCBI's taxonomy places the organism in Eukaryota, Metazoa, Chordata, Actinopteri, Perciformes, Percidae.